Messenger RNA from Colletotrichum karsti, 507 nucleotides. Its product is annotated as methyltransferase domain-containing protein. The transcript is spliced from 3 exons. The record is from RefSeq and is a predicted model, not a curated record. Lineage: Eukaryota; Fungi; Ascomycota; Sordariomycetes; Glomerellales; Glomerellaceae. Bases 1 to 507 code for a protein of 168 amino acids.
AUGGCAGCGUCUUUGCGUGACUGGCCAACGUUCGUUGGAAGAGUUUAUCACGCUCUUACUCCUAACGGCUGGGCCGAGUUCUCCGACAUGAGCGUCCUUUACGGCUGUGACGACGGGACUCUGACGGAAGACCACGCGCUCAUGAAAUGGGACCGCCUGUUUAUUGAAGCUUGCGACACGCUUGGCAGAGAGCACUCCCCUGGACCAAAGCUGGAGGGCUGGGUGCGACAAGCUCGUUUCAAAAACAUCCGUCACCAUCAUUUCAAGAUCCCCCUCGGACCGUGGGCAAAGAAUCCUCAUAUGAAGGAUCUUGGCUGGCAUAAUCUGGCACAGACGAUGGAAGGGCUCGACGCGUUUACUCUGAAGCUCUUCAUCAGCGUCCUCGGAUGGAAAAGAGAGGAAGUCAUCAACCUUUUGGAACACGUCCGCGAUGAGUUGAUGUCCAACACUUUCCAUGCGUAUCUGAAUUAUCAUGUUGUGUAUGGGCAGAAGGUUUUAGAAAUAUAG